UUUUCCCAUGAGGCAGAGAGAAAACUUUGCAUUCUUAAAGUAGUGCAUUUAUAAAAGUAUUUUUUUUUUUAUACAAGAAGUAUUGAGUUGAAACGUAUAAUUGGUGGAGCACAGUGGACACAAAUAUCCUUAUGGGCCCAUGGGGCCCAGGAUUUAUAACAUAGAUUGUAGAUACAUUUUAUUGUAUUACACACUCUAAACCUAUUCCACGGAUCCCUUGGCCAAUUAUUUUAACCUGUAGUUGUUAGUAAUAUUAAUUAAAGAUUCAUAUUUUUGAUGUGGACCGAUCCCUGCAGUAACUCCACAGACCCCACUUUGAGAAACGGAUCUAAUCAUCAAGCCCUUGACACGUCGAAUCAGCUGGUUUUUUCCCGUGUCUACAACAAACAUGUGUAGGCCUACUGUUGGUUGUACUCGAGGACCGGAGUUGGGGAAACUCUAGUCUAGAUGCCACUUUCGCCAUACCCAAAAAUGGUAAUCAAGUUGCAGCAGACAGUGUACAUUUCACCUAAGUCUAUGGCUUCAUGUUGAUAUACUGGAAUCAAAUACGUGUUUUACGAACAGGCGUAUUUUUUUGCUGCACAAAUUUGCCGCGAAUGAUAACGCAUGGAAUCCAAACACCUGAAGAACGCUUUCAAAUGGUCUAACAGAAUGUUGUUUUACGAACCGAAUGCAGAUGAUCGAAUGCAUACAAUCCACAUAACAAGCAAGCAAAAUAUAGGUGCAUCAUGGUUCAAUCUGCAGGAGUUCCACAGCUUUCAGAUAAUCAGGCUCCGCCAGGGAGACCCAGCUCGGCUACAGAGACAGAAGUGAAUCUGAUGCACAAUAACCAGGCACCACCACCACCCAAGGAAAGUGGCCCAAAUAAGAGGAGGAAAGCGAGAGUGAGGGGAAACAGCACCAGGCCCAAGAAGAGAAUGACGGACAGCAGGGGUGUUAGUGAUAGACCACUAGUGGAGAAGCAGGGGGGGUGUGAUGAGGGAAGCCCCUUACCUCCACCCCUCCGUAUCUCUUUAAAAAGCCUGUUGGCGGCGGAGAUGAAGCUAGUGUAUGGUGACGAGCAGCACAACAUUACCCAGCAGCCCUCCAAGUCCCCAGUCACCUCCUCGGCUUCACAAUUUAUGUGUCAAGCCUCUGAAAUAGUAGGUCCUCCAAGUGGACCUAAUCUCGGCUUUCUGCCUCAAAUUGACAAAUGGCUGGAUGUAGCCUUACAGGAUGCCGACUCAUACUACCAACAGAAGAAAUAUGGGAUCGCAGCCAGUCGUUUUACCACAGCUCUGGAGCUGUGUUCAAAAGGCGCUGCAGUUGAACAAUCUUUGCAUGCGGUGUAUGAAGACAUUUCUAAGGUUGCCAGUUUGAUUGAGUCCAGACUUGUUGCCUGUUACCUGAGACUGAAGAGACCGAAGAUAGCCCUCAACCACUCCCACAGAGCCAUCCAGCUAAACCCCAUCUAUUUCCGCCACCAUCUGCGCCAGGCCAUGGUGUAUCGACUGCUGGGGAACCCAUGUGCCGCGGCGAGGAGUGCCAUGAUUGCUGACUGGGUGUACUGGCUGUCCGGGGGCUCAGAUGAACACAUAAGCAAGCUCAUCAAACUGUAUUGGCAGGCUCUGUUGGACGAGGCGAUCAUCAUGGAGGAUGGUUUCUCUGUCAUGUACACCCCGUGCUCUGCUGGGGACUCCGUGGGGGAUUGCAUCGCCAAGGCCGAGGAGACCUUCAGGAAACAGAACCCUGCCUUCACAGACUACCUGUUCACAGACCCCAGUGGAGGUCACCUGCUGCCCAAGACCACAGACUGGAGCAAUCCCCCGUCCACCCAGCAGAAAUACGUCCUCACCCUGGGCUUCAGGAGAGGACAGGACGGCAGCUUCCUCAGCAAACUCACCAGCAGGACCUGCCCCUCUUUUACAGGACCCAGAGCCUCAUUCAGCUCCAGUAGCCCAGAGGACAUGGAGCGGGUGUGUGACACGUUCAGCAGGAGGAUCCUACCAGCCUUAGAUUUUAUUAAGUGCACCAAACUAGCUGUGGGUAUACGUUUACAUGCUUUGAGUGGAGGAAAACAAAGCAACCAUAAUUUAAGAGACGGCAGCAGCAUUAACAGACGGCUAGGCAGCAGCGUUAAGAGACGGCUAGGCAGCAGCGCUAAGAGACGGCUAGGCAGCAGCGCUAAGAGACGGCUAGGCAGCAGCGCUAAGAGACGGCUAGGCAGCAGCGCUAAGAGACGGCUAGGCAGCCGCGCUAAGAGACGGCUAGGCAGCAGCGCUAAGAGACGGCUAGGCAGCCGCGCUAAGAGACGGCUAGGCAGCAGCGCUAAGAGACGGCUAGGCAGCACCGCUAAGAGACGGCUAGGCAGCAGCGCUAAGAGACGGCUAGGCAGCAGCGCUAAGCGACGGCUAGGCAGCAGCGCUAAGAGACGGCUAGGCAGCAGCGUUAAGAGACGGCUAGGCAGCAGCGUUAAGAGACGGCUAGGCAGCAGCGUUACCAGACGGCUAGGCAGCAGCGUUACCAGACGGCUAGGCAGCAGCGUUACCAGACGGCUAGGCAGCACUGGUAAGAGCCUAUUUAAGCAACGUUUGUUCAGAUGCAUCACAGUGUAUGUAAACGUCCGACUUCAGCCGUUUGAAAAAUGUGUGAUUAGUGAUCAACAGGGCCGAGUGAAAAGAGAGAAGGGGGUGUGGUUUACAAGUUUUAUUUUUCCCAUGUUUCCUUGUUUCUCACAUGCUGUGUUUGUUCCAAGACAACAGGCAGGUUUUUCCCCAGGGUCUGGGCUUGUGGAGAGGCUGCAGUAUGCUGGCUACCUGGGACAGAUCCAACGCAGCAGGGAGCAGUCCGUCAUCCUCCACCAGGCGCUGGCUGAGCUCGCUGUCGCCCCCUACCUGCAGGACCUCAGCCACGCAGAGACCACACUGCUGCAGGCUCUAAUGGCAGACACCAUGGACACCCUUGAAGGAAGGCGGACUGAUAGAGAACGUGUGUGGAAUGAAAUGCAAAAGGUGGGGAUGUUGGAGGAUCUGUUGUUCCAACUGGAGGAGACCUAUCUGAAGAACAAGGCUCAGAGGGCCAGUAGGAAGCAGAGGGCCGGGGUCCAGGGGGCAGAGGGGAAAUCCAGAGGAAGACCCAAAGCAGGGGUCAAAAUAGAAGCCAAAGGAGGGGGUACAGUGGUGACGGACAAGGCCAAAGUCCGUCCCACUGAAACCCAGCAGGAGACAGCAGUAGCACAAAUGACCUUACCAGACCCAUGAUCUGCAUGCCAGGACAGUGGAGGCCCGAAGUCGUCCUCUUCCUCAAAAUGAAUGGACACCCUCCUCUCACAAAGCCUCAUCUUCAGUCCCAGCAUCUUUCACACCAUUACUCUAGGCUGGCAGAAAUAAAUGGACUCUGCAGCCUUGCUUUCACUCUGAUUUAGGGUCUGUUUUUAACACUCCUCCUUGUUUACUCGUUAAGAUAGCGUCUCUAGCCCCACUUCUAGAUGAAAGACCUAGCUGAUUCAAACGUGUGGGAGUGUUCAAUGUAUACACAAUGAGAUGUUUUCAUGUUUAAACUCGCUAAUUUAUGAUUGUUCAUGCAAGUUGUAAUAUGACAGAUGGUUUGUAAACACAAACAAAUCCAUAUGGUGCAGUAGCAUGAUCAUAAUGAUGUAUGCAUUCCCAUUAUGGGAUUCACAGCAAAUCUGGCUCCAGAUUCUCUCCAGAUUCUCUCAUGUUUUGAAAACUGUCUAACAUUUUUUAUUUAUUUAUUUUAUUUUU
Molecule: messenger RNA, 3743 nt
Organism: Oncorhynchus kisutch (coho salmon)
Lineage: Eukaryota; Metazoa; Chordata; Actinopteri; Salmoniformes; Salmonidae
Product: spermatogenesis-associated protein 16
Exons: 12
Coding region: 729-3239 (836 amino acids)
Biological process (GO): spermatogenesis
Cellular component (GO): Golgi apparatus
Molecular function (GO): protein binding
Source: RefSeq, a predicted model, not a curated record